AUGAUGGAACGUUUCAGUUGCGGCAUGGCGUCAUCCGCAGCGGGAGUGGGAGCACCGGGCAAGCGGAUGGGGCGGGACAGACUGGAAAUUUUCGCGGGAAUUAGGAAACAAAAUCUCAAUGUCAGCAGCAACUUUGGAUUUACGUGCAGGCUGCUACAAAAACACUGCGACAACGCCCAGACGAACCAACGAGCCGCCUGGGAUCUUGUCGAUCUGCUGAAAUGCUUAAAUGCAAAGGAAAAGCUUUUGCUGGCCAAAUACUUCUGUCAAUUGCCAUUGAGCGUUGGCAGCUUUCGAGUGCUGGGCCAGCUGCAACAGCUUAGAAUCCUGACAGCCACGGAAUACAUAUGCAGUAUAGAGAAUGAAGAGCAGCUGCAGGUAAUAUUAAUUGAGUUUCUACAAAACGAAAAUAAGCUGCUGUCUAAUCUAUUCAUUUCGGCUCAUUAUGAUUCGUUAAACAUGCUAAGACUGAACAAUAUACUCGAAAAUGCUUUGAGGAAUCUCUUUAGCGCUCUGGCUGAAAAUCCAAAGAUCGGCAACUUAAACUAUGUGGAGCAUUUGUGUAAAUCUUUACCUGAUGAUGUAUUGGUCAAUGUGUGCAUGCAAAUGCAUUUGAACAUUCUGUUGGAAUUGCAUGAGGCUGCCGAUGUGAGUCUGGCAUUUCAACACUUUAGCGCUUGGAUUAAUGAGGGUGUCGAUGAACUAAUAUUUGUCAAACACAUCACAGGAAAACUCUUGGGCAGCCAUCAACAGGAAGCGUUGUCCCAUCUAUUUAAACUAUCUACCUCCACGAUGUUUAAGCAUUGGAAAUUUUAUAUAAUUUUACUGCAGUCCAUAGCCAGCAGCGGAAAUGCAGACACAAUUACAUUUAUUAAAAAGUACCUUAAGAAUCGUCUGCAACAUGUGGCUAGUCUGGGCUGUCAGCUCUCCUUGUUGCAUCUAUUACUGACGGCACGCGCUGCUGCAGCUACAACCAUGAAUAUACAACAGAAUUUGGAUAACUAUGCUCAGUGGUACAAGCAAAACAUUGGCGAAAUGACCUAUGUGCUGAGCUCUGAGCAAUUUCAAGUAGUUUUAAAUAUUUUAGAAGAUUCCAUACAUUACGAACAAGAAAUUGAUUAUGUUGAGAUUCAUGCAGCGAUUGCCAUUUCGCCUGGUGGCAAACUCGUGCAGUCCUACAAAACCAAAUGCAAAGCGCAUUUGGCACGUUUAAAAGCUGCCAACAAGCAAAAAAAUGUUAAAUAA
Molecule: messenger RNA, 1245 nt
Organism: Drosophila novamexicana
Lineage: Eukaryota; Metazoa; Arthropoda; Insecta; Diptera; Drosophilidae
Exons: 10
Coding region: 1-1245 (414 amino acids)
Source: RefSeq, a predicted model, not a curated record